UAAAAAACCCAGCCAGCUUGGGCUCCUGUAUAAAUAGCCCAGCCUGCACCCCAGCUGUGAAGACUGAACCUGCACUACUGGACACACCUGGAUCUGCAUAGUCACAGAAAGGUGUCCACCCAGCUGACGCCAUGAGAAUCCACAGCCUUUUCCUGCUCUCCUUCCUUCUCCUGGCUGCUCAGGUGCUCUCAGAAAAGGUCAGAAAGAGAGCCAAGCAUGCACCACAUAGCACAGCAGAGGAAGGGAUGUCUGCGUCCUCGAGUAAGGCCCAGAAUAAGCAGAGAAGUAGGACAUCCAAAUCUGUGACCCAUGGCAAGUUUGUCACCAAAGACCAAGCCACCUGCAAAUGGGCCGUGUCUGAGGAGGAGCUCGGCAUCCACCUGAAGGUACAGUGCACUCAGGCCAGCCAGGAGUUUUCCUGUGUUUAUGCUGGUGAUCCAACUGGCUGCCUUAAACACAACAGAGACCAGAUUUACUGGAAACAAAUUGCCCGCACACUGCGCAAACAGAAGGGUAUCUGUGGGAACUCCAGGAGUGUUCUGAAGACCAGGGUGUGUAGAGAGAAAUUUCCAGAGUCUAAUCUCAAGCUGGUAAACCCCAAUGCACAUGGGAACCUGCAGCCCAGGAAGGAGAAAGAAGAGGAGCACAGCAAGGUCCAGGAGGCUUCCUCCAUGGGGCCAAACAAGAUCAAGGAGGACAUGACCCCCCAUCCAGCUGUGACCCAGGCCGUAGCCAUCAAAGAUCCAGAGUGUCUGGAGGACCCAGAUAUGCUCAUGCAGAGGAAGACCGCCCUGGACUUCUGCGGGGAAUCUUGGAGCUCCCUCUGCACUUUCUUCCUCAACAUGUUACAGGCUACAUCAUGCUAAUGAAGUCGGGGGGU
Molecule: messenger RNA, 880 nt
Organism: Acomys russatus (golden spiny mouse)
Lineage: Eukaryota; Metazoa; Chordata; Mammalia; Rodentia; Muridae
Gene: Fgfbp1
Product: fibroblast growth factor binding protein 1
Exons: 2
Coding region: 132-866 (244 amino acids)
Biological process (GO): cell-cell signaling
Molecular function (GO): growth factor binding
Source: RefSeq, a predicted model, not a curated record